CACACCACUGGCAAAGCUUAACAUUAACAUAAAAUAAUCCCAAUUUCAGCAUUCUACUGUACUUUGAGAAUUCGAGCAUGAGAAGCUUAUCAAACACACAAUGCUACUAUCAUAGCUCUUCCUCCCAGAAGAGCCUUUGUUGAUACAAAUCCUCAGGCUGCUUGGGUUGAGGGACGAAGUCAUCAGGAGAGCAGUUGAGUCUGUGUACUUCGGACUCCUUUUUAAACUUCCAAGGCCCUUUUCCAUCGUCCCAAAACACUUGCUCCGUAGUCGUUUCUGCUCCCCUGGAUACCUCGAUCGUCUUACCGUCCUUGUCCAAUGCUACACAUAUCCACUUGUCCUUGUGGGCAUCAGCAACCUUCAUUUCCACCUGCGCCCAUGGGCCGACGGUCUUGGCACCUCGAAGCGGCAUCGUGAAAGGGUCAUUGGCGGGAUAAUCCUCAAAUUUUCUCUCCAUCUUCUUGGUUCCCUUCUCAUCGGAGAAGGUUACUGUGGCCGUUGACGUCAAGUUGAACUUGGAAUCGGGCGUGCUGCCAUAUUUGUUGUCGCACGCGAAACGCAUGAUCAACGACGGCUUGGACAUCUUCCAGAUGCCAUCCGGGAUCAUCGUCUCGUUCUUGUCCUUGACCUGCACAGAGAUCGGCUCAUCGUCCUCGUUGUAGGCUAUGCAGCGCUGAGCUUUGUUUUUGAUGGUCAUGUCCAGUUCGAUACCGACAUGCGUCCAUGGCCCCUGUGCUUCGCGAGUUUGUACGUAAUGCUCAAACACCCCCUCAUAGAAGCUUGCACCCACCAACCCAUCGUUUUGGGUGCCUCCGGUUGAGUUACCAAAGACAAGUUCGAUGGAUGAUCGAUGUUCCGGGGACAUUCGAACCGCCACAGAGGAUGGCAUGUCGUCCUCUCUCGGGUAAGGUACUGCUGUGCAGACAGUGACAAGCGCGGCCGUAGCUGCAAGGUAUUGCAGAAACAUUUCGCUAUGGUCAGUUGUUUUGUUUGAUUUUUGUGUCUGUUGUUGUUGUUCUUGUUUUGUUUCUUGUUCUUAUUCGCCGUGCAAUUUUGCUUGUUGGUAUUGGGCAAUUCACUGUCUGGGAUGCUACAUGGUGAUAUGAAUGGGAUUUCCCGUCAAUCUAUAUCACAGCAACUUAGGCCUCGAUUUUGGUCCAGGCAGCCUGCUUUUUUCUUUGCUUACAAGAACUUACUAGUUCUAGAAGUAGUUCCUAUAAGCUCUCGAGAACUUCUCGCCAAAGUCUUGGCCUUGAUGUUAUAGUGCCAGGAGCUCGGCACAGCAGCCUAAUAGAUUACCUACCUAUGCAGCUAAGCAUUAAAAAUAAACAUUAUCAACAAGGUUUUGGCAGACCAAAUAAAAGGUAGUCAUUUGGCCCUUGAUAUUUAAUAAGAUAUUCAGCGUUAACAAUUUAUUUGUGUCUGGCUCUGGUCUUCUGUGCCACGUCUACGUCUCCCUGGUAUCAUCGCUCUUACAUCUUUUUGUCAAUCAACAUAAAAUGAAACAAACGCUUGUCUUUGUAACUGCGGCCUGCGGGCUUGCAGCUGCAUCAUCCACAAACAAUUCCACUACUCCUCCCACAAACUCUUCUUCACAGCCUUUCGAACUCAUCUUCCCGAAACCGGAGCCGACCAAGGAGCAACCGUGGACUAUAAAAGUUGUUUUGUCCAGAAUUAACACCAAGAAAUCUCGUUUUACUGGUCCAAGCACGACCAACUUGUCCCUUGGCCUGACAGGGCGCGAGAUGAGAGGAAAACCACCAUUUCAAAUUUACGAUAUGGUACCUGCAUCUAGCAAAGUUGAUCAGUCAGGACCUUAUAACACAGUCACUUUCGACCUUGGCUUCGGUGACAAAUAUACAGGGAACGACAAGCGCAUUUCUGACGCCAUAACUACUUCGCAAGCCAUGGUCAAUGACCUACUACAGGGAUCAUUUACCGAGCGAGUUUAUUGCACUUUGUUUGAUGACAAGGGCCGCAAGAUCGCCUUGUCAUCCGACCCGUCUGACCGUUCAGGGGAAUCGCCCAAGAGCAUGCCCAUGGUCGAAUCGCCCUAUUUCCCGCUAUACAACGAAGUUACCAACGUGACUGAGACAGCAGUCAAAAUAGGAGCGUCGUCUUUUUUCUUCGUGUGGGGAACGAGGGCAGUGACUAACGUGACUUGUAACUAUGAUUCAGCAAAUUGGGAUCUGGUUGGUUCGGGCGCCUACCAUGUCACGUUGGAGGACAAACCUGCCAAAGCUGGAAGCAACACGACGAGCUCCCCGGGGGCUGUUUCAUACACACAGCUGCAGCAAAACUAUACUAUGCUUGCUGAACUACCCCCUCAGCCGCCGACAACCGAUGGUUCUUCGCCCAUGAUGCCCGGCCUUAAGUCGGUCUUCCCGCUGCCACCAAAACCCUCGAACGACUCGGUGGCAGGAGCAGACGGCGCUCCAAAGGGUUUACUGUCGGGCCUCAAAGCGACCGUCAUUGGUGUAGCCAGAAGCGCAUCCCUCCGUCCGGGGGCUUCUAGCGCAAAACAUGAGUACAGCAAGGUAAUGUUGGAGGUUGGCGAGUCUCUUCGACCCGAUUCGCGUUGCCAGAUCCUCGACACAGCAGGAAAGACGAUCAGCGUGGCAGGCGAGGACGGAAAGGCGGUUACGACUUUUCCUAUGGGCAGAUAUACUUUCCAUGAGCCCAAGAGAUCAACAGUGGGGAAAAUCUUGUGUGGCCCGCAGCUCGGGCAAUGAUUGGUGUAGCUAUUUACGUGUUCGAAAAUAUAUGUAGACGUCAUUUGCUUUCCCUUAAAAGAGUUUAGGUAUGUGGUGUGAGGGAAAUAAAGAAAACCAACAAGGAGAGUAAGAAAAAGAAACAAGUGUAUCGGCAUCUGAACAUUAUGCCCCUUAUCGUCACAACAAGUACCGUAUGUCUGAAUGUACACAUCGCCGUCCUUGCCGUCUCGGUAUUCUUCCCACCAUGAUAAGCUAUGUCCAGACCGCCCAGGUAG
Pyricularia oryzae 70-15 is the source of this 2989-nucleotide messenger RNA. RefSeq lists its product as uncharacterized. The coding region runs from base 1500 to 2732 and encodes 410 amino acids. The record is from RefSeq and is a predicted model, not a curated record. NCBI's taxonomy places the organism in Eukaryota, Fungi, Ascomycota, Sordariomycetes, Magnaporthales, Pyriculariaceae. The transcript is spliced from 2 exons.